AUGUCACUACAAUUCCUCAGACCUAUGGCUUUGCCUAGACCAACCACUUUACGAUAUUUCCUAGGUGUUGCUAGACUAUCUACGAACCCCUCUUCCCCGAGCCCAACAAAGGAAGCAAUUUCAACCUCGACGCCAAUUCCUUCACAAACUACACCUGCGACAGCCCCGAAUCAACCGUACUAUGUAUCUCGAACGCUGUCCAAACAACUGCCAGUAUAUGCACUUUCCAAAGCAGGUGGUAACUUGAAGCAGACAAAAAUUAAAAAGAUUGAAGGAGAUAUCAUGAAGUUGAAGGAGCAAUUAGAAGAGGCAUUCUCCGACAAGGAGAUUCGGGUCCAUCAAUUGACGAAGCAGAUCAUAAUCAAGGGGUGGUGUAAACUGGAAGUAAAGGAGUUCCUCAAGGAGCGACAUUUUUAG
Messenger RNA from Botrytis deweyae, 417 nucleotides. RefSeq lists its product as uncharacterized. Gene Ontology annotation, biological process: translation. The transcript has 2 exons. Gene Ontology annotation, cellular component: ribosome; mitochondrial large ribosomal subunit. Lineage: Eukaryota; Fungi; Ascomycota; Leotiomycetes; Helotiales; Sclerotiniaceae. The coding region runs from base 1 to 417 and encodes 138 amino acids. The record is from RefSeq and is a predicted model, not a curated record. Gene Ontology annotation, molecular function: structural constituent of ribosome.